Messenger RNA from Ruditapes philippinarum (Manila clam), 4576 nucleotides. RefSeq lists its product as uncharacterized. Lineage: Eukaryota; Metazoa; Mollusca; Bivalvia; Venerida; Veneridae. Gene Ontology annotation, biological process: cGMP biosynthetic process; intracellular signal transduction; receptor guanylyl cyclase signaling pathway. Bases 1 to 2064 code for a protein of 687 amino acids. The record is from RefSeq and is a predicted model, not a curated record. Gene Ontology annotation, molecular function: guanylate cyclase activity; peptide receptor activity. The transcript is spliced from 8 exons.
AUGAGCGAGAAAAGAAUUACAACGUCUAAACGGAAUAGCUCACUGUCACAUCUAAGCUUGACUGAAAAUGACGGAGCAACGGCUAUCGGAUGUGGAAGAUUGUUCCGGGCAGAUUAUCUGAGCACUCGAGGAAAAUGGAUUCAUUUAGGGAAACUCUUGACAGUCGUGUUUAUCCCUAUAUUGGGAGGUUGGACCUUCACAUUGUACUCACUUGCAGAUAACAUUGUGGAAAAAGAUACAACUGUUGAGGCUCAAACGUUGAUGUUGAGGGCGAUCAGUUUGGGAAGACUAAUAUACACGAUCCAGAAAGAACGGGAUAUGAGCAUUUUAUACAUUAGUAGAAUAGGACCAAGUACAAAAGCAUUUCUGAUUGACGAAUACGACAAGACUGACAAAUCAUUCGCCGAAAUGUGGAGCUGGCCUUUAGAAUUCACAGUCCAUGAAAAGAAACAUUUCAGAUCCAAACAAAUGCUUAUAAACCAUAUAAAUAGCCAAAGGAAUAAACUUGACCCAAAUUCACCAGAUGUAUAUGGAGAGAUCAAGUUUUACAGCGAAAUUGUUGAAUUCUUUAUGGAUUGGAUGAUUGAGCGAAUUCGAGAAAGCGGCUUUGGGAACAUAUGGAAAUCACUUGUUGUUUUUCAGAAAAUUACACGGUGUAUGUUGGACACAGGGGCAGAACGAGCUUAUGGGGCCAUGUUCUUUGCUCAAGGAAAUUUCCCCGACAUUGAUUUAUACGAUAACUACUUCCGGCGGAUAUUUCGUUUCAACUACAACUACAAAAGUGCAACAUUUCUAUCCGACCUUGUUGAUCCAUUAUUUGAAGCGAAAACAGAUCAAAGAAGUUAUACAAUUGCAAUACGUAGACUUCGUACAGAAAUAAAGAACAGCAACUUCUCUGGAAAUUAUGUCAGCAAGGAAAAGGCAGAGUUUUAUUUCGACAAUUCAACAUUUAGAGUCGAUUAUUUAUACAUAUUACAGGAAGCGGUUGCUAUGCGCGUUAUUCGGCGUAUAAAUUCGACAGUGGACGGAUACACUGAAAACAUCAUCAUAUACAGCGUCACAGCUUCGUUGGUGAUUAUAGCGUGCCCAUUUAUCAUGUCCUUCUCGGAGCAAUUGACAAGCAACAUGCAGGAGUACUCGAAGAUCCUGGUAAAGGCGUCUGAUGAACUUAACAAAGAACGUUCUAAAACAGAUUCCCUUCUUUAUCAGAUGUUACCCCGACCGAUUGCAGAUAGGUUAAAACGGAAGAGUGCUGUAGAAUCUGAAUUCUUCAAAUCCGCCACUGUAAUGUUCACCAGCGUGGUAGAUUUUAUUCAGCUGAGUAUUGAAUAUUCUCCUAUGGAGCUAAUUGACCUCCUUAAUAUUCUUUAUUCCUCUAUCGAUGACAAAAUCGAGAUGUAUGACGUGUACAAGGUGGAGACAAUAAAUGACACGUACAUGGUUGUAUCAGGGGUGCCUACACCAAACGGUAACAGACACGCUUCAGAAAUCACCUACCUUGCCUUGGAUAUAGUGUCAUCAGUGAAGUAUAAGACACUCGUAUCCGUGAACACCAAGCAUCCACUGCAUUUAUUGAUUGGUAUAAGUACAGGUUCAGUGUCAGCUGGAGUGGUUGGAAAUGUGAUGCUAAGAUACUGUUUGUUCGGAGACACCGUGAAUACUGCGUCGAGAAUGAAGUCUAAUGGGCAUCCCGACAAAAUCCACAUCAGCGAAUCAACUUUCAGGAACCUCAGCAAGACAGGAGCGUUUACUUUGUUGCCUAGGGGUAAAAUUGUCGUCAAAGGCAAAGGAGAGAUGAAUACAUACUGGGUAAUUGACUCUACUCGUAGACGACAAGAAUCUACAGUCGACCAGAAUCUUCCUGGUGAAGUAGACAUCCUACCUGAUACUAGUUCCACAGACUUAGGAGGCAAGGCUCAGAGUACAAGCCGAGACCCACGGUUUGAUCGUUUGAUGAAAAAGAACUCGACAACUGUAAAUCAAUUUGCUAUGAAAAAAGUGUCUGUGUCGUCACCAAAGAGAAGUGUCACUUCUGACUUAGGUGGAGAAUGGAACCAGUUCUAAUUAGCACAGUCUGACUAUAUACAUAAUCAAAUGUAUCAGUAGUUAAAAAGAAAAUUAUUGUGUUUUGUAUCAAAACUUCAUUAUUUUUAUGGUGAACUCUGAUUAAGCCGUAGCUAGAGGGCGUGAAUUGUAACUUGCACUUUUCAUUACCGUCCAGAAACAGGUUCAAUCAAACCGAGUCUGCAACAAUUUGUCGUUUUAGGCAUUCUUUAAGAUUCCGGUUUUUUAGUUGUUGUAUGUUUAAUUCAGAAUAUUGAAAAAUUGAAUUAUUUACCUAAAAGGACCAGUCCUAAUAAUAAGGAUGUGUUGGUACCUUUCAUUGAAUCAAAAUGCCUGAGCAAAAUUGUCAAAUAGGAAUCAUGUACGUAAAAUGUUUUCUUGUUUGUUUAAUUUCAAAAUACAUUUAGUCAAAAGAAGCACAACGUGCUCCUGGUGAGCUUUUAGAACAUUCUCAGUCCGUCGUCCAUGGUCGUGCAUAGUGCACUGUGUCGUCAAACAUUUCUUAAAGAAAGCAACAUCUCCACUAAAGCCAACAGGAAUGAUCCUUUCGUGGCCCUUUCUCCUUGUCUGAAAUUACAAGACCACAUAAUAGUUAUAUGGAAGAUCAUUUAUCGAUCCUCUUACAAAGUUGUUUAAAUUAUUGCAUCUGGUGGGUAUAUCCUUGGAUGCAUAUAGUAAAAAAAAUUCCUCUCCUCUGAAAUUACAAAAGUUAGAGCUAUGCUAUUUGGCACGAAACACGAAAUUUUCUUUUCAAAGUUGUUCAAAUUAUGUCCCCGCUGUAAAGGACAUGGAUUUUGUUUUAUAUAUUUAUAGUAUUAAAUACUUCACUUCUCUUCUGCAAUGACAAAGUCUAAAGGUAAGAUAUUUGACAUGAAACAAUGUGUAGUGCACCUUCACCAAGUUCCUUCAAAUUAUAGACAUUUGAUUAGUCCAAUCUCGGGCUCAAAGAUUGCAAUUAUGUACAUAUAUAUGUAUAUCAAAAUCGUAUAGGAAAAGUAUUCUCUGAAACUUAAAAGGCAAGAUCAAAUUAAUUUUUCACAACACAUGGUUAACCUGUAGAAAGAUUUUCAAAUUAUGUCACUAGGAUAGAAAUAAGCCCCGUUUUGCUGGUCAUGAGUAUUCUUUUAUAGAUAACACAGAAACUAAAAAAGAAUUUUUCUCUAAAACCAGAAAGCUAGAGCUUAGAUAUUUGACAGGAAACAUUGUCUGGUAGAUUGUUAGCAUGAUUAUUUAAAGUAAAGUUUUUUGGUCUAAAUUGGCCAGAGGACUCAGCGAUCUUAUAUUUUCCUAUUUGAUAUACAGCCUUAAAAUGUAGAAUGAAAUUAAACUAGAUAUGGGCUGGCCUAGAUUUUGACCUAGUGACCAACUUAUUGUUUGAUGUUCAGCUGUGAAACUUGGAUCAUGUGAACAGUGUCAGAUGUAAAAUUGAGAAAAGAUUGGUCUAAUGUCCUCAUUCCUUGUAUUUUGAUGUACAGCUAUGUAAUUAUAACCAUGGAUAUAGUCAUAUAUUUUGCAUGAAGCAUUGUCUACUGACUAAUAUGGUAAGUAGAUUCUUUUAAUAAUCACACAUGUUUUCACUGCUUUUACACAAAUUGUAAUCUGUCCUCAGGUAAGCGUUUUUGGUCCCAUUGACCACCUUGUCUUUGCUUUUCAUAUAUUGUCAAGUAAUUGGUAAAUAAAGUAGCUUCUUUUUCGCUUUGUGUCUUUAUUAGUAAAAUAUAUAAAAUGCCAAUACCACAAGAGUAACGUUUCAUUUAGUAAUUUCCUGUCAGUUAUUUGUCACAUUAGCGUUGUUUGCCACAUUAGCGUUCGUUUUGUGGUUUGUAAAUGUAAUUUCCUGCUAGGUCGUUGGUUAUACUUGCGUCUGAUCCUUUCUUCCGGUAAUUUUGAACGUAUUAAGAAAGAUCAAUUUGGAUGAGUUAAAUUUCAAUCAAACCAAAUGCAUCUCUAAAGAGCAUCUUAUAUCAGCUUUAUAACAAAGAAAUUAAUCGACUGCUACAUAUUGAAAAUACUCAGCAUAUUUCAUUGAUUCCUAUGUAAAACAUUGUCUUCAGCAUUCGGCUUUUGAAAAUAAAAUGCAUGUAUAACAAAUACAUAACACACUUUAAUCUUAAAUGACCCUGACCCUUGAAUUUUUCACGAAUAUAUCCAGACUUCUAAUGAACAAUACAUUCGUAGUCUGAAAAGUGAUUUUGAGUCCACUGGCCACAGUGACCACGACAAUAUCAACGAUUUUCUGAUAUUUCGAAGCAUUAUCGGCAUACCCCUAAUACAUGAAGUACUUUAAAUUCCUCAGGACUAUUUAAUGCUAGACUGAUAUAUUCGGAUAUUUCAAAGUUUUUCAGACUUUUUCCUGCAAAUUAAAUUUGAGAAUUUGUACCUUGAUAUUUUCCCCAAGCUUUCUUAUUCGCGAUAGCUGAAACCAUUAUACAAUGCAAUGCAUAUUAAGAUCGAUAUCACAAGGUCCAUGUAUUCAUGUUAUUAAAAAUGAAAUGAUGAUUAUACUGACUUC